Messenger RNA from Porites lobata, 1115 nucleotides. The record is from the annotation of a GenBank genome assembly. NCBI's taxonomy places the organism in Eukaryota, Metazoa, Cnidaria, Anthozoa, Scleractinia, Poritidae.
AUGUCAUCUCCGUCGGAUUCCUCUCCCUGCACAUCUGAAAGUGAUCUAGAAAGUUUUACAGUUGACGAAGUGAUGGGGGAAUUGUCUGAAUUUGCGCCGUACGACGACAGUUGCGAACCCCUUGCUACCGAGGAAGAAGCCGCGGACUACAAUGAAAGAGUUCAUCGCGAAGAAGAAGAGGAACAACAGUUUCAGCGAAGAUAUUCGGGAGAGGUGCCAGCGAAUGAAUGGUAUGGUAUUAUCAUGGAAUGUAGAUUUAUAUUUUUAUUUUCCAAUUUCAACAUACCCGUCGUUAAAUCGUGCGCGUGAGGAACGCGACUGUGUGUUUUGUUUAAGUUUACAAUUUCGUUGCUUUGUGAUUAACUGUAGUCCUGAUUUUAUGCGAUAGUUUUAUUGAAGAGGUCAGACAAUUAAUAAUUUUAUACAGACGUAUUUUUCUUGUGUUUGACGAAUUUUUCACAUUACUUUGCAGGUGUUCGUGCUCGAACUGCUCUGUCAGCCUUGUUACAAAAGCGCAGGAGUGCAUUUGCUGCAAAGAGAUCGAUCGCUGCGAAGAGGUCAUGGAAGAAGCCAUUGGAGACCGGACCUUAUGCAUAACCCUCCAUCCAGGGUUUGAAAGCGUCUGCUUAAACCGCCACGUAUUAGAAGUGGCUGCACUGGGCCUAAAAACGCGAGCUGGAAAGUCGUACACAACUGUUCGUGGGCAAAGCCACAAAAGUGAUAAUGAGUAAGUUGGGGUAUUGUUGACUUUGUAUCGGAACGAUCGAACCGUACAUAGCAUUGAAUAAUUGAUUCAUCUAAGCUUAUCGCCGUGGACUGAUCUCAUAGAAUCACAUUUUUUAUUUUCUAAAUGGCUUUAUUGCCCCAACUGCUUAUUUUUAAAAGGAGUAUUUAUUUAUCUCCAUCCAAUCCCUCCUUGAAUUAACAGUGAUCUCAUUUCUCUAACUAGAUUCCUGAGGUCUGUGGCCUAUCGCCAAUUUACAAGACUGCUGUGGAGUUAUAUUGGUAGUUCCAGGCGAUACCCCUUGCCCUGUUGUGCCUACAAUAAAAUCAGGAAACAAUUUCCGAGUCAAAAUGGCCAUUAUCGUGGAUUCGAAGAUGAAGAAAAUGAAUAA